Hemibagrus wyckioides is the source of this 2690-nucleotide messenger RNA. RefSeq names its product NTPase, KAP family P-loop domain containing 1 (gene nkpd1). Bases 1 to 2481 code for a protein of 826 amino acids. NCBI's taxonomy places the organism in Eukaryota, Metazoa, Chordata, Actinopteri, Siluriformes, Bagridae. The record is from RefSeq and is a predicted model, not a curated record. The transcript is spliced from 5 exons.
AUGGGGAAUGGCGAAGGUCAGCUCUGCCACGUUAAGAAGAAUGAGGAGGUACUGAUGAGAGCAGCAAUAAGUGCACAGGAUGUGUAUAAGGUGGUGGUGGUGGUGGGAGGUGGGGGUGUCAGUGAGGUGAGGGUUAGCCUUACUAUGCUGGAUGUCGGUUGGAGUUCUGGUGUAACUAUUCCACCUCCAGUACCUUUGGAGAAGCUCUACCUUUACCAGCGGCUGCUGUCCUGUUCACUACCAAAGGCUUUGGUUGUUGAUAGUAUCAGUGUUAAUUCUAUCUUUCUCUUUUUGUUUGUUUUAGCAGAGCUAAACAGAGAUAACAUAUAUGCACAUGCAUUAUACAAAACCCUUGCAAACGUCAAUUCCCCAUUGACUGUAGGCUUGUACUCAUCAUGUCACAGCAGGAUUAAAAUGAUUCUCAGAAGCAUCGAAGGUCACAUGAACGAUGAGGUGAAGAUAAAAGAGCAGAAGAGUAACAGAUGCGGAUCCUCUAUUGGGAACCUGAUUUCACUAAUCUUUCGUCUCCUUUUCUAUCGACCCGUGUGGACUAUGAAAAAAAAAGACAGAGACGAAUGCAACCGCUAUGUGUUUGUGAGGUUUAGUGCCUGGCAUUUUGCAGGAAGUGAUAUGCUCUGGGCUGGACUGGUGAUGCAGUUGUGCCAAACUCUUCAGGAAAGUUUUGGGAAACUUCAGCUCAGCCUUUUCCGAGUAGCUCAGUAUGAUGAAGAAAAAGACAGUAGGAAAAAGAAGAUUGAAGACAGCCUCGAAGUCUGGAGGUCAAAGAAGUUCUGCUGCUGUCCACUGUGGGCCAUUUUCCUGAUAACACUGAUGGUUUGCCUCUUUAUUUUGGUACCAGUCAUUAUUUUUUCACUUCCUGAAAUAAAGCCUCCAGGAAAUGACAAGAACGACACAGAACAUUACGUCAUUGGGGGGUUUACCAUCGCAGCAUUAGGAGUUCCUGCAAUUGGAGCUAUGAGAUUUGUUUUCCUGCUGAUGAAGCACCUUAUCUUUAGCCAAGAUGUUAAUGUCAGAAAUGCACUGGACAACAAGAAGAUCAGUGAGCAGUUAGGCUUAAUGCAUGAAGUUCGGAAGGAGAUGAGGCUACUAUCCUGUUUUGUUCAUUUCAUGGAGGUUUUUGAGAGACAAAAGAUAAAAGUGGUGCUGGAAAUCACCAAUUUGGACCGCUGUACACCAGCAAAAAUUGUAGGUGUCUUGGAUGCCAUCAACAUCCUUCUUUCAGAUGAGGAAAGUCCGUUCAUUUCUCUAGUUGCAAUUGACCCAGAGGUUCUUACCCAAAAAAUAGAUCAGGCAAAGGAUUGCUUUAGCAAAAAAGACACAGCUUAUGGCUUCCUGGAUCGCAUAAUCACACUGCCUUUCACAGUGCCGCCUUUAUGUAUGGUAUCAAAGUGCAAGGUCUUCAAAAAAACUUUAUCGGAUCAAUCUGAAAGGCCCCAAAGAGAUGAGGUUCAGAAUUUACGUAGCAUAAAGACUUCAGUUUCUUUAGAAGAUGUUUCUUUGAUAGAGAGCAGUCUGAUUGGUGAGGACCAAGCCACAACCCUAAGAUCAAGCAAGACCACAUCCAAUAAAUUUAUUGAGAAUAAAGUAGAAAGAUUGAUCCAGGAUGCAUUUCAAAGCAUAUAUUUAUAUGACCAAAGUAAGCUUCACCUUUAUAUCUCAGAAAAUACUGUGUCUAUGAGAAGGGUUACCAAUUCCAUCAGAGUGUGUAUGAUGGUCCUUAACACUCUUAAUGAUGAGGUUGUUGAGAUUCCCUCACCUGAAAGAGUCGCUGCUUGGGUCGUGCUGGUAGACCGCUGGCCUUGUAGACUAAGUUGGAUACUUCAAUGUAUGGAAGAUGAACAUCAGACUCAGCAGACUAAUCAAACCACAGUUAAAAGAGACUACAGAACUCUAUGGGCUGUGUUCAGUGAGCAUAGGAUAGAGCUCCAUGUUAUUAGGGAGGAGGUGGGGAAAUUUUUGGAAAGAGAUGAUGAUCCUGAGCUGUUUGAAAUGUUUCUCAAAAGGGACUACAUAUUCACAGUUCCAGAGGCAAAUAAACUUAAAGAAUAUACAGUUAACCUGGAUUAUUCUAUCAAGAACGAGUUGGCAAGGAUCAGACAAAUCAGCACUUUGAAAGCAAUAGGAAAACACAAAUUCAACAGUUUGCCUCCAAACACUGUCUUCAACAUGUCUGUGGAAGAUGUUUGCAAUGAGCUAUCCAGACUGAAGCUCCCUGAAACCUAUGCUGAGACUGUGAAGCAAAAUGAUAUAAACGGACAGACGCUGCUGCUCAGUGACCCCGCUGAUCUGAGACAGGUCAUGCAAAUGACUCUGGGUGAAUGGACAGCUUUUAGGAUUCACUUUCUUGGAGUCAUGUCAAGUAAUCAUCUGAGUAAAACUAAAUCAGCACCAGUUAUCUCAAAUCCUAAUGCGGUUUGCGCGUCUAGCAUGUGUAGUAGGAGUCAUAUGAAUCAUAGUUAAUAUUGGUCCUAUGUUGUGCUUAACUGUAUUAUUUGAUAUUUGAUAUUUUAAACCCUCUAAACCACAACCAACAUUUUAGGCAACUGUAUUAAGGGGGAAAAAAACAGAAACUGACAUUAUAAUGGUAGAUAUGAACUUUUAUUGUUGUUAUUAUAUAUAAGUUGGUGUAUUUGUUAUACAGUUAACUUCAGAAUUAUUUGCACCUUUCA